CUGUUGAACGUCCAAUCACAUCCUCCCCCUUUCCUUCUGUGCAACAGACACUAUACACUGCUUUAAAGGAGCAGCCCUUUGGAAAGACUCUACAGACAGUCACGUCUCGGCUGCAUGGGAAGGAACAUGGAAUAAUUUCUUUUUAUUCUUUUAAACGCCAUAUUGCAGAAAUUCUGUAUAGCAAUAGAAGAUCUGUUCAAAAGUUGGAUUCCUUAGACUUGAAUACACACAGAUGGCGUCCAAACUUUUGAGAGUUGUCAUUCUUGGGCCACCAGGAUCUGGAAAAGGCACAGUGUGCCAGCGAAUCGCAAAAAACUUUGGGCUCCAGCACCUCUCCAGCGGGGACUUCCUCAGGCAAAAUAUCAGAGCGAGUACUGAAAUUGGAGUCAUAGCCAAGAAAUACCUUAAUCAAGGUCUUCCUGUUCCAGAUAGCUUAAUCACCCGUGUCAUGUUUUCUGAGUUGGAAACAAUGAAAACCCAGCCUUGGCUAUUAGAUGGUUUUCCACGCACUUUGGCCCAGGCAGAAGCUUUUGAUAAAAUAUGUGAUCUUGACCUUGUGAUCAGUUUAAAUAUUCCAUUUGAGACACUUAAAGAUCGACUGAAUACUCGCUGGAUUCAUCAACCCAGUGGAAGAGUCUACAAUUUAGAAUUCAACCCUCCCCAUGUUCAUGGAAUUGAUGAUGUAUCUGGGGAACCGCUGAUCCAACAAGAGCAUGAUAAGCCGGAUGCUGUAAUUUCAAGAUUACGCCAGUACAAAGAUGUUGCUAAGCCUGUCAUUGAAUUAUACAAGAAUAAAGGGAUACUCCAUACCUUUUCAGGCACUGAAACAAACAGGAUCUGGCCAUAUAUUUACACACUGCUAAGUACAAAAAUUACACCAGUGCACCCAGAAGAUACCAGCCAGGCAUUUUGUGCUGAGGAGCAUUAGAGCACUUGGUUAUUUCUUUGGCUUUUUGUGCAGUAUGCUCUUUCCAUAUUAAAAUGUAAAUGCUGUUAAGUAUAGCUGCUUUAUGCAUUCAUGUCUUGAAAAGUCUAAGGGUUUUUAAAUCAGUAUAUUGUUGUAGAAAUCUCUUUUUGUAAACUGAGGAACUCUUUGUCUGAUAUGGUUGAAGUUUUUUUUAUAUAUAUAUUUGACUUUAUUUUUAAAGAAAAUAUAUGGUUACAGUUGUGAUCUUUAUUAUAUGUGAAUUUAUGAUAAAUGUAUUUUUGUGAAAAUGUAAAAAGAAAAAGUUGAAAAAAAACCUGAAAGUCCAAUGAAUGUUUUAGAUAAUGCAGUAUUUUUAAUGUGGUUUGUUAAGUAUAAAUUUGCUCUUGUUACUACACGUAUACACUGUCUAUUUCUGUGCUAUAGAGAUGCAUAAUGGAAAAACGCCAAAUCAAAUGAUAUUAUCGAACAGUCAUUCAGUUCUGGAAUUAGAAAAGAUUAGACUAAUGCAAGCAGGAUGGCUAUUUGUACCAAAGACAUUUCUGGUGGUGGAACCCACUUCUGAGAUUUGGUCUUCUGUACCUAAUUACAAAGACUAUACAAGGGUUGGACAACUUGUAAACCUUUAGAUGUUGUUGAAUCAAUGUUCCUUCUAUGUACACAAAUAUCUUUGUAUGUGCACACUUCAGUAUUGGAUCGGACCUAAUCACAACUGUUCUUGCAAAGGAUAAUUUUGCUUUCAUUCCCUUCAAUAGCUUGCAGAGAACAUUGUGUUGUACUACAGCUCCUUGAAUCCCAACCAUUUUCAGAGGAUGCUGGGAGCUGUAGGUCAACAACAUUUAAAAGACUUAAGGCUGUCCCAUCCAGGCAGCAAUUAAGUAGGAAUUUAGGGGGGUGCAACUAGUGGCAUAGGGCGAGUUACAAUUAUAGCUGGAACCUAUGAGGGAAAAAUGCAGUGUGUAGGGUAAUUUAUCACUCACAGGCCAGGAUACAAAAAAGAACGGACACAAGCCACCAUGUAUUCACUUUCUGUAUGAAUACAGAGUUGUCUGCUUUUGGAUGUGCUGUAAACAUGAGGGGUAGGUGUGGCUUGUAUGUGUCCCUUGCCCUACCCAUUUUUUAACAUCAAUUUUAUGAUACGAAGUUCAGGGGUGCGAUUUUCACCUGUUAAUUCUCUCUCUAGCACUUGAAUCCAGGGUUGAUGUAAAUUACUCCUUACAUGUAUAUGGCUGUAUACCACUAAUGCAUCUUGCCUUUGCAAUUGACUAAUGCAAAACAACACAGUCUUCUCACUGCAUUUCCUGCUUUUUUCUUGCCAUAAACAAAGAAAUUUAGUAGUCCAAGUUUUUCUUAGCCUAGUGGCUUAACUAGAAUGUAUUGGUCUCACAGCAAAAUCAUUUUAGUUCCUUGUGUGUUGAAAACCUUGGGGUAGAUGAUAAGUUCUUGUAUUGUUAUAAUGCAUCAGCCAGGAUCAGUAGUCUUGGGCCACCAGUGGCUGCUGGGUCUGCUGUUGUUAGGGCCCUUGCUACAUAUAUGCAUGAGUUGUAGUUUAGGAAUGAGUGAAACGCUAAUGGUUGCCAACUUUAAUACUUGACAGUGCCAAUAGAUUAGUUCAUUACUAACAUUUUUGCAGAAUCAAUGUGUAUGUGUAUAUAUAUAUAUAUAUAUAUAUAUAUAUAUAAUAUAUUCCACAGUACCCGCACUCAGACCAAUAGAACCAGUGGUGCACGGUCAAUAAUGUCAGCCCUUGUUUUCAUUGGCUAGAAGAGCUUAAUAGUAUAUGAUUAAUCAUGGAUAAGAUGUUGCAACCUUAAUCUGAAUGUAAUUCACUUUUCUUACUUCUAUUUUAUCCUUAAACGGUUUUUAACUAAUGUACUCAAUAACAGUGCCACCUACAAUGGCUAGAAGAGAUAUUAUGGCAGUGUGGGAAACUAUUUACUGUAUUUUGGUCAUGAAAUAACUCAAUGUUAACAUUUAAUACAGAAUGCUAAUAAACUUGUAAUUAAAAAAUGUGUUAAAUACAUAA
Xenopus laevis (African clawed frog) is the source of this 2951-nucleotide messenger RNA. RefSeq names its product adenylate kinase 4 L homeolog (gene ak4.L). The record is from RefSeq and is a predicted model, not a curated record. Gene Ontology annotation, biological process: GTP metabolic process; ITP metabolic process; ADP biosynthetic process. The transcript is spliced from 6 exons. Gene Ontology annotation, molecular function: nucleobase-containing compound kinase activity; nucleoside triphosphate adenylate kinase activity; AMP kinase activity. Lineage: Eukaryota; Metazoa; Chordata; Amphibia; Anura; Pipidae. Gene Ontology annotation, cellular component: mitochondrion; mitochondrial matrix. The coding region runs from base 233 to 928 and encodes 231 amino acids.